AUGGAUGUGGAAAAGGGUGGUCGUCGCUCUAAGGGUUUGAGUACCCUGGAAAAGUGUUUAAUAUUUCUCUUUGUAGCCAUGACUGGCGCCUGCAUCGGCCUGGUGGUUGUCUACUUCACUGACAAAAAUGACUCUACCCCACACAUAGAAGGGCCGGACUCUGGGUGUGGUGGUCCUCAGGAGCUGUCCGGAGAGUCAGGCACCUUCACCAGCGCUUACUAUCCCAGCAGCUACGAUAAUGGCCAGAGCUGCACCUGGCACAUCACUGUGGACCCUGAUAAGGUGAUCCAUCUUUGGUUUGAGGAGUUUGCUGUGGAAGAAACCCAGCUCUGCACGGCGGACUUGCUCACACUGAGGGACUCUUUGGGCACCAUUGGUAAAUACUGUGGCUACACUAAACCAAAGCCGCUGGUGUCGCUGACAAACCACCUGACGGUGUACUUCGACACCAAUGACAGAAAAACAGACCAAGGAUUCAAGGCUCAUUAUAAAGCUGUGGCUCCAAACCUCACACCAGAAAUAGCUGGAGCUGGUGGCUUUCUCCAAGGUGACCAGGGGGAUCUGAUGACCCCCAGCUUCCCAGAGACCUACAUGAAUGGAGCACUGUACCAGUGGAUGAUCACCGUCCCUGAAGGCGAGAGAGUACGUCUUACAUUUACCUCCUUUGACCUGGUCCCGGAGGUCUGUGGGGAUUUUGUUCAGGUCUAUGAUGGCGACAUAGCUGGAUCUUCUUCAUUAGGAAAAUUCUGUGGAGGGACGAUGCCAAAGCCAGUGGAGUCCAGCAGCAACACAAUGGUGGUCCGCUUCAAAUCAGACAACACUCUGACCUCUAAAGGGUUCAAAGCUACAUUCACCAAGUCCAGCCUUCCACCUGUUGUUGUUCCUACCACUACAGCAAAACCCACCACCACAAUGAAACCCAUAACCACCAACAAACCCACGUCAAAACCCAUCCCUGUAACCACACCAACCAUUCCAUCUUCCACAACUGCUGGAGAUACAGUCAUUCUUCAGGGCCGUAAAGGUGUGUUCCAGUCCUUGGGUUUCCCAAAUCCAUAUCCUGCUCAUCUACAGAGCUCUUGGAAGAUAUCUGUGGCUGAAGGGUUCCUUGUAAAGCUGCAGAUCACUGACAUUGCCAUCACGGGAGAGGCUGGACAGUGCAAGGAUGACAAACUGAUCAUCUCAGAUCAAUACAGCACACUAGGCACACACUGUGGCUACAUCCUCCCCCCUGUGGUGGUCAGCGCCAGUGACACAUUAUCUGUCACCUUCCAGUCCGACAGUCGCCUCACAGACCGAGGUUUCUCUGCCAAGUGGGAGGCUGUGUAUCCAGAGGAUAUCACAGAGAUCCAGGGCUGUGGCUUUUCCUCCAAAGACCCAACAGGAGUCAUCAAGUCCUUGAACUGGCCGAUGAACUACAAGGCUAACAGUGAGUGCAUGUGGAACAUCGCUGUGCCUGUUGGGAAAACAAUGGCACUGAAGUUCACCCACUUUGAUCUGGAAGCCAAAGAUACCCAGACAUCCAAAUGUUACGAUAAUAUUGAGGUGUACGACAUCAACGGUGAGACUAACGAGCAGAUUCAAAAGCAUGGUCCAUUCUGUGGGACUACGCUGCCGUCUACCAUCCAGACAAAAGGCAACAGGCUGGUGAUUCGUUUCCACACAGACUCGUUUACUGAGGCUAAAGGCUUCAGGGCCUACUGGACAACAGACACCAGCCUGCCCCCUCCCACAGAACCCCCUGUUCAGCCAAACCCCUGGGACGACAUCCCAAUAGAAUGGCCCAGUACUUGUGGGAAACCAGCGAUUCCCCCUGCUGUUAUGUCUCGCAUUGUGAACGGAGAGCCAGCCAAGCCGCACUCAUGGCCCUGGCAAGUGUCCAUGCAGGUCUGGCCCGAUAGUCGACCAGAUCCGGAAUUCUUCCACACAUGUGGAGGCACUCUAAUUCACAAGAACUGGGUCCUUACAGCAGCCCACUGCUUUAUGAAAUAUGCUGAUGAGCUGCAGCGGUGGCGCAUGUGUCUGGGCAAACACAACCUGACCUACACAGAGCCGAGUGAACACUGCUUCGGUGUGACUGGUAUCUAUCGCCACGAGGGCUUCAAGUAUCCCACAGUGCCCACGGUGGAGUUUGACAUUGCCCUGGUUAGACUGGAUGGGGAGGUGACAUCCAGUGAUGAGAUCUCCUACGCCUGCCUGCCCUCAGAGGAAGAGGUCCUACCAGGGGGCAAGAAGUGCUACGCCACCGGCUGGGGAGACGAGACUGGUGAUUCAAUGAAUGCUAAAGUAGCAGAGGCUCUUAACCAGGUCGCUUUGCCUGUUGUGCCACAUGACACCUGCAAGAGGAUGGACUACUGGUGGUUCCAGGUCAAGACCUCCAUGAUAUGCUUAGGAUAUACCCUGCCUGACGAGCUCAAGUCUGUCUGUCAGGGAGAUUCAGGUGGUCCUCUGGUGUGCCAGGAUGCUCCUGGUGGUCCUUGGGAAGUUCAUGGUAUAACCAGCUUUGGCCCCAUAGGAUGCAUUAUGAAUAAGAAGCCCUCCGUGUUCACCCGCUCCUCAGCCUACCUACCCUGGAUCCGAAACGCCAUCCGCAGGGACAUGUACAAUGAGCACACAUCUGGCUGUGGAGGGCCCAAGGACCUGACUGGUAUAGAAGGCACAGUGUCCUCGAUGGGUUACCCGGGCAGCUAUAGCAACAAAGCCAGCUGUCAGUGGAACAUCCAGGUGCCCGAUGGCAAACUCGUCCACCUACGCUUCCACAAUUUCUCCCUGGAGGAGAGCCAGAUGUGCCUGAAUGACAAAGUCAUUCUCAGUGACAGAUUAGGAAGUCUAGGCAGACACUGCAGCCAUGUGCCUCCUAAAGACCUGGUGAGCGAUGGAAACACACUUCACAUCAGCUUCUCCUCCAAUGAUAAGGUUGUGGACACAGGCUUCACUGCCACCUGGAAGGCAGUGGAUCCAAUAGAGGCUCCAUGUGGAGGGAGCUUUAGCAGUAAUCAGGGUGAAAUCAUCUCUCCAAACUGGCCCAAGGACUACCAAUCUGAUUCUGUGUGCACAUGGCGUAUCACUGCCCCUUCAGCAAAAAGUGUCCAAGUAACCUUCACUCACUUUGAGGUACAGGCUGUGAACACAUUAGGGAACUGUGUGGACUACGUGGAGAUCUUCAAUGGACAAAGCAUGACAUCAAUGGGUCGAUUCUGCGGCUUUGCCCCUCCACCCACCCUCACCAUACAGGGCGACACAGUUGUCAUCCGCUUUAUUAGUAAUGGAGACAAUCAAGAGGCAGGCUUUCGUGGUUACUGGACCACUGAUGCUGGUGUGAUUCCAACUUUACUUCCCCCUCCUGCAAACCCAUGGGAUAACAUCACUAUCGACUGGCCAGUAAAUUGUGGGAACCCAGAAGUGAAACCCAAAACAGGUACCACAAGGGUGGUUAAUGGAGAAGAGGCGAUCCCCCAUUCCUGGCCCUGGCAAGUGUCCAUGCAGGCUUCACCACUGAACCCAAUACCUUACAUGCAUGGCUGUGGAGGUUCUUUGAUUCAUGAGGAAUGGGUCCUGACUGCUGCUCACUGUUUCAUGUUCCCACUGAAUAACCCCUCCUACUGGCGAAUGUGUUUGGGAAAGCACCACAUGAACUCCUCUAUGGAUGUUCCCUCAGCAGAGGAAUGCUUCAAAGUGGAUGGUAUCAUCCGCCACGAGGGAUUUGUCUAUGAGGAAGAUAACACUGACAUCACCAAUGACGUAGCUCUGGUGCAUUUGACCAAGCCUGUCAACAUGACGAGGGAGAUCAGCCCCAUCUGUAUGCCUAAACCUGGGGCUGUGAUGCCCGCUGGGAAACCCUGCUUUGUCACCGGCUGGGGAGACGAGAAAGGUAACCUGUUCCCAAAAGUUGCAGAGAAGCUAAACCAAGCAGCCCUCCCUAUUGUUGACUUCGAGACCUGCAGCAAACCGGCGUACUGGUGGUACACCCUCAGGCCCUCCAUGAUCUGUGCUGGCUAUGAGUCUCCAGAUGAGCUCAAGUCAGCCUGCCAGGGUGACUCUGGCGGUCCUUUCGCCUGUGCAACAGGAGAAUCUAACACAACCUGGGAAGUACACGGAAUUGUCAGCUUUGGACCUCAAGGCUGCAUCAGAGACAAGAAACCCUCAGUAUUCACCCGUGUCUCUGCCUUUAAUGACUGGAUCAAUGACAACAUCAAGAAGUUUAUUUUUGAGAGUGAUGUAACCAACUAAUGUUCAAGUUUUGAAUUAAAGCUUGUAUG
Molecule: messenger RNA, 4259 nt
Organism: Notolabrus celidotus (New Zealand spotty)
Lineage: Eukaryota; Metazoa; Chordata; Actinopteri; Labriformes; Labridae
Exons: 25
Coding region: 1-4230 (1409 amino acids)
Biological process (GO): proteolysis
Molecular function (GO): serine-type endopeptidase activity
Source: RefSeq, a predicted model, not a curated record